This is a messenger RNA of Drosophila teissieri, 1030 nucleotides long. Its product is annotated as MIT domain-containing protein 1. Bases 131 to 934 code for a protein of 267 amino acids. The record is from RefSeq and is a predicted model, not a curated record. The transcript has a single exon. Lineage: Eukaryota; Metazoa; Arthropoda; Insecta; Diptera; Drosophilidae.
AUCAAGCGAAGCGAAAUAAUAGUUGUCAGAAACAAGUCAUUUUCAAAGCUUCCCCAAAAAUUGUCUGUAUCAAUAUAAACAAAAAACUUUGGAAAAUUCACCCGAACUCGAAAUUUCUGUAUAGUGAACCAUGCAGACCAGCCCCAACCUCGCAGAAGUGGAUGAUGGCGAGCUGCCGAAACUGGAGGCGAUAAUCAGUGCACUGAAGUGCGAGCAGACGGGUCACAUUAUGGAGGCGAUACUGCUCUACGAGGAGAGCAUCUUCAAGUUAUCCCAUAUGGCCGAUGCGGAGCCGAGUCGCCGCCAGCUGUGUGGGAAGUACUUGAAGAUGUACGAGGCGCGGGCCAAACAGCUGAGGGAUCAGGUCAAAGGUCACUUGCACACCAGCAGGAUGCUGGAUCACAUCACCAUCGAGCAGGGUGCCAGGGGCAGGAGCUACCAGCGGCUGUUUGGCCCGUACUUGGACGAUGCCGUCCGGGAGGCGCAUCUCAAUGAGCCACACCUCACGGAGCCGCCUCACUUCAGGAAUUUGCUCAACUUCUUGGAGGUGCUGGUCAAGAACUGUCGCUAUCUAAAGUAUAUUCGCCUCACCACGCGCCCAGAUGCGGCGGCACCCGAGAAUCAGUUGCAGAUGCUGCAGCAAAUGAGGAGCGACCUGGCCGCUGGCAACAUCCAGAUGAAUUACCAGAUGGACGACAGUUUGCAUGAUCGCAAGAUCGUGCUUAGCUCGGGUGUGGUCAUUAAGAUUGGCCGAGGCCUCCACUACUUUGAGCCCAUGGAGGGCUCUUACAGUCUGGGUCUGUGCGAUUUCGAUUUUCGCAAGUGCCUGGCCACCGAGGUGGACAUCUGGAAAUGUCGUCCUUUUGCGAAGCGCCUUAAGGACGCACAGGAGGGCGAGGAUCGACCGGAGGCCCACGCCUACUCCAGCGAUUAACAAGAGUGAGAGUGUGUUUCCACACAAUCGAUCGGAAUUGGGUCAGCCGUCUUAUCAUAGCAGUAUUAGGAAUUCAAUAAACCAGCUGGUUAUUAA